AAAUAGCUAGAUCCUAACCAGACAGCACUGUGCCCCAAGGGAACUAGCGAGCGGGGUAAAGAGCAAACAACAUAUAGAAAUUGGAGCGCACCCCAAGUUGAGGCCACGAUCGACGGAUCGACAGCAGUUUUAAGUCCAAGCUUGUCCGACACAGACAUGAAUCCAAUUCCACGAAGCAUCCUCCUCUUGAUCCUCGGCAUUUGCAUGGCCCAGGCCUUGCCCAUGACCAACGAUGACCAGGAACUAACGGCUUUGGAAUCCGUUGAAGAAUCGCUGCCACUGAACCGCCGUUCCGAAUCGGAAUUUGUCAGCAGAAUUGCGCCCAGGCAUCAGGAGAAUCCGGAGGAAGAACAGCAGUUUGAUACACUGGUGCGGGAGUUGCAGGCCGCCGGAGUUCAUACAGCCGAUCGCCGGGCUUUGCGUACGCUCACCUACAAGGAACUGGUCCGACUCCUGGCACUCUAUCAACUCGCCCAGGGUCGCAACUACUACGAUGCAGUUGAUCAGAAGGAGGCCAGUGCCUAUUGAUAUUAAUGUCCAAGUAUUUUUUUAUUCGAUUCAUUUGAUGGCGAUCAUGAUGAUGAGUAAGCUCAUUUAUUGCGGCGGAAUGUUAAAGCCAAAGUUCACUUAAUAAAAAUGUGCCAAAAAAUAA
This is a messenger RNA of Drosophila kikkawai, 652 nucleotides long. RefSeq lists its product as uncharacterized. Lineage: Eukaryota; Metazoa; Arthropoda; Insecta; Diptera; Drosophilidae. The record is from RefSeq and is a predicted model, not a curated record.